AUGUCCAUCAUGAACUCCUUCAUCAACGACAUCUUCGAGAAGCUCGCCGCCGAGGCCGCCAAGCUCACCCGCUACAACAAGAAGUCCACCAUCACCUCCCGCGAGAUCCAGACCUCCGUCCGCCUCGUCCUCCCCAGGGAGCUCGCCAAGCACGCCAUCUCUGAGGGCACAAAGGCUGUCACCAAGUUCACCUCGUCUUAG
This is a messenger RNA of Miscanthus lutarioriparius, 201 nucleotides long. The record is from the annotation of a GenBank genome assembly. NCBI's taxonomy places the organism in Eukaryota, Viridiplantae, Streptophyta, Magnoliopsida, Poales, Poaceae.